Knipowitschia caucasica is the source of this 2079-nucleotide messenger RNA. The record is from the annotation of a GenBank genome assembly. Lineage: Eukaryota; Metazoa; Chordata; Actinopteri; Gobiiformes; Gobiidae.
AUGGAUUUUUGGUUGGAACUGUUAUCUGGAAGGUGGAGCACAGGAGUGAAAGCAAAGAUCAAUCAGAGGCCUCUGGAGCAGAGACGUCCUGUCCUGUUCUCACCCUGUUCUCACCCUGUUCUCACCACGGUCCUCACCACGGUCCUCCCACAGAUGCCACAGAUGAUAAAAGUCUUCUUCACCGCGUUUCAGAGCCGCGCGUACAGCCGCAGAGGAGGCGUCGCUGCUGAGAGCCGCGGUGCAGAGGACGGCGUGGGCGGCCACAGCCGGAGUGAACACAUCUGUUGUCCGCUUUCUGCCUCUGCCUCACCUCGGUCAGCACCACUGGAGCUGGACAGCGACUGUGGUCAGCUCCAGGGCCCGGAGCGGGAGCCCGCAGGCGGCAUGCAGCCUCACCCUCUGCGGCACACCGGCUCGGGAGGCCUGGGCUUGGCCCUGGAGGAGGAACUGUCUGUACUCACGGGACAGCGGCACCAGGAUGAAGAGCUGUCUGACCCACAAGCACUUGGACUGGGCCAUAGUGCAGAGCUACUCACGCUCUUCCGACAGAAGGAAAAGGACCUAGUUUUAGCUGCUAAACUUGGGAAAGCUUUACUCGAGAGAAACCAGGAUUUGACCAAGCAAUAUGAGCGCAUGCAGAAAGACCUCAGCGACAAACUGGAGCACUUGGAGCAGGAGAAGCACGAGCUGCGGCGGCGUAUGGAGAGCCGCGAGGGGGAGUGGGAGGAGCGCGUGGCCGAGCUGGAGUCAGACGUCCUGCACCUUCAGGACGAGCUGCAGAGACACCAGGUCCAACUCCGAGACACCGACCGCGACAAGAGCCGAGCCAUCCGGGAACUGUCGGAGCAGAACCACCGGCUGCUGGAGCAACUCAGUAGGGCUGCGGAGGUGGAGCAGCAGCUGUCCACUCAGGUCACUUCACUACGGGAGGAUUUCAGGGAGAAGAGCAUGUCCACCAACCAGCACAUGACGAGACUCGAGACACUGCAGGCCGAGAUUAAGAUGCUGUCGGAGAGAAAGAUGGAGCUGGAGAGACGGGUGAACGCAGUGUGCGAGGAGAACGAGCUCCUGCAGAACACCGUGGACGAGCUGCGAGAGAGGACGCUGCUGCUGGAGAGACAGUGCCACGACAAGGACCUGCAGUCCCGUCAGAGUCAGCUGGAGCUGGCGGAGGUGCAGAGGAGCCACAGGCAGCUGAGCGCUCGGCUGGAGGAGGUGUCGGACGAGCACAGCCUGACCUCCCUCACGCCUCACCCCUCCAGCCUCCUGUGUGAGAUCGAACAGAGCAUGGAGCAGGAGGAGCUGGAGCAGGAGAGGGAGCAGCUGCGUCUGCAGCUGUGGGAAGCCUACUGUGAGGUGCGCUCUCUCUGCUCUCAUCUGCGGGGGAACGAUGUCACCGACUCGGCCCUGUCCACAGACUCCUCCAUGGACGAGUCCUCAGAGACGUCCUCUGCCAAAGACGUGCCCACAGGCAGCCUGCAGGCCACUCUGCUGGAGCUCAAGAGACUCACACAAAACCUGCUGGACGGCAACGAGUCCACGGGCUCUCGCCGCAGUGAGGAGGAGCUGGAGGAGCAGCUGAGGAGGCUGGGGGAGGAGCUGCGGGACGUCAGGGAGCUGCACGAGUGUGAGCAGGAGAAGAGCCACAGCAGCGACGCCGAGCUCCUUCAGCUGCACAACCAGAUGGCGCUAUUGUCGGUGGAGAUGUGCUCUUUGAGGGAGGAGAACGACAGAGUGAGAGCGAUGGCGGAGGUCCGAGAGCCGAGUGAGCAGCUGCAGACCGCCAUCCGGGACCGUGACGACGCCAUCUCCAAGAAAAAAGCGGUGGAGAUGGAGUUGGCCAAAUGUAAGAUCGACAUCAUGUCUCUGAACAGCCAGCUCCUCGACGCCAUUCAACAGAAGCUCAACCUGUCGCAGCAGCUAGAGGCGUGGCAGGACGACAUGCACAGGGUGAUAGACCAGCAGCUCAUGGACAAACAGCAGGACGAGUGGAGGCCCUCGCACUCCGGACAGAGCUCCAGGCGUCGGCGCAUCCACCAACGGGACAAGACGCUUUUCUCUUUCUUCAAAAAGACCUGA